Messenger RNA from Phytophthora nicotianae INRA-310, 1631 nucleotides. RefSeq lists its product as hypothetical. Lineage: Eukaryota; Oomycota; Peronosporomycetes; Peronosporales; Peronosporaceae. The transcript has a single exon. The record is from RefSeq and is a predicted model, not a curated record. The coding region runs from base 66 to 1343 and encodes 425 amino acids.
GGCGUGAAGAGCUUGUCUGAAUACGGCGAUAUCGCCGUAUUCAGAUCAUUCACCAACUUACCAUCAUGGCAACGGACCUGGAAUUUCUCGAUCAAGUGACCGCCUUCUUGGAAACAGAGACCCUCGUUCGAGGGCUCACACCUCGCAAGUCACUACAGAACGAUGCCUUUCAACAUCAUGGAUUUCCGUCCAGUUGGAGAGCAUCUUUUCCCCCACCUCCGAUAAACGAUUUUGAAGAAGAAAACAGUAGUAGUAGCAGUGCGGAGGCGAGAGUCCCGACCAAGAGAAACAAACGAAGCAUUGACGCUGCUGAACUAAGCCGUCGACGCCAAAAAUAUCGCCAGCGUCAGAAAACUACACAUGAGGAACUGCGUCGACAGGAACAGGACCUGUCAAAACAGGUGCAGGAUAUCCUUGAUGCGAGAGCAGGAGCCAAAACGACAGCGCGGACGGAUCUGGCCCUGGCCAAGUCGUUCUGGAAGCGAGUGGCACAGUACCAACGCGAUCUGCGACUUCAAGUCGAGGCAGAGAAGAAUGGACUAGCAGCUAUGGUGAACGCUCAGGCAGCGUAUAUCGAAAGCAUGGGUGUAGUAACACGCGAACGACCGAGUCUAACUUCAUCUUCUACAUGGGUGUCCAUUCCUCGAAGCGUUGUGUACGACAAGGUUGAUGAUCGGAAGUGGCUCCGUCUCAAGUCAUCCGACACAGCACUUUACGAAGCGUACCUUCAAGACCUUUACGAUAGUCACGGUCGGGUCGACAAAGUACUCAACGAAUGUGGCAUAGACUCUCUACCUGUAAACACUAUCAGCUCACUCCAUCGACACAACCCGGACGGUGGAGUCGAGUACGUUCAACUUGUUAACAAGUUCCUGCAGCCUUUCAGCUUCGAGGACACAUGCAGCAGUUUGUGGAAGAUCGCGGAUCUGCCCUAUCGACAUAUCGACCGCGAGGUUUUUCGAGAUAUACCGGACUCAGACAACACUGUUGUAGUCAAAUUUCGCGUCAAGAAGAUGCUCAGUAAAGACACUAGCGUAUCGAUCUUGAAACGCGUCGUAGCUCGUCGAUUUGACCAUGAAGAUCGCGUCGUGAUGAUAUGGAAGGUCUUCUGGGAAGGCGAGGGAAUCUUCAGUGGGAUGGAUAUUGACGAGACCGCGUGGGUGUGUAUUCGACCGUAUUCCGACGACUCCCACAUCGGCGCUAUGACGGAGACGUGCACUCGACAAGUUCCAGUGCAGUACCUUACGUCGCGCAAGAAAGAUCCGACAGUCCAAGCAUUUUGGAAAAUGACCCACGAAGUAAACGAAGAGGAAAAAAAAAAAAUUGUCCGCUUUCAAGCAUAGUUGCUGGGGGACGGAGGCAUACUAGAAGCUGAAGUUGUUAACGAGUAGCGAUGCACUCAUCUAGUUUGGGGGUUCUACUGUUAGCAUGGUACGUGUUUACAUGUGCAACUUUUACGAAAUAUAAACGUAAAUUGCUGUACAGUGCAAUGUACAGUACAUGUAGACCCAGAACAAGGCAACAAAAUAGGUCAAAUUCGACACUAGGUCACAUCAAUAAUCUCAAUUUUUGUAUUGGGAUAGGUCACGAGUCGGAAGUGAGCGUGUGCGAGGCCCGUAUCCGCAGCAAAC